AUGGGAAGCAUAGAAGAAAAGGUCGUCAGCGACAUCACUCUUCCAAGCCACAUUCCAGAAUCUGCCCAAACACCCUCGCAAGCGCCUGUACCCCGCCUCUUCUCGCUCGAGAGACGCACGAUUGCAAUAACAGGUGCUGGGCGCGGGGUCGGUAUCAACCUCGCUGCUGCGGUCCUCGAAGCGGGUGGACACGCUGCCUGUAUUGACGUACUGCCAGAGCCGUCGCCGGUCGAAUGGGCGUCCUUACAGAAACUUGCGAAAUCAUCAAAUCUUACAAUCUCAUAUCAUAAAUGUGACAUAACUUCCGAGGAAAGCAUUUCUGAGACUUUGGAUACAAUUGCAAACGAGGCGUUAGAAGCAAAAGCACCACUACACGGCACAAUUGCAUGUGCUGGAAUUCAACAAAAAGCACCUGCUGUUGAUUAUCCAAUGGAUGGAUUCCGGAAGAUCAUGGAAGUCAACGUCACCGGAACCUUUUUGACAAUCAAACAUUCUGCUAGAAUUUUCAUGAAACAGCAAACUCCUGGAAGCAUUGUCAUGAUUGCAUCCAUGUCGGGGCAGAUUGCCAACAGGGGAUUGACUUGCACGGCGUACAACUCUUCGAAAGCUGCGGUUCACCAGAUGUGUCGGUCUGUCGCUCAAGAAUGGGGCCAGCAUGGCAUUCGUGUGAACACAAUAUCACCCGGAUACAUUCGAACAGCGAUGACCGACGAAUUACUUGCAGCAGAACCCGCGUUGGAAAAGACAUGGAUGGCUGGAGCUCUGCUUGGAAGACUUGGUGCGCCCGAGGAUUUCAAAGCUCCGACCGUUUUCUUGCUCGCAGAUGGAAGCUCUUGGAUGACGGGUGCCGAUUUAAGGGUUGAUGGAGGUCAUUGUGCUUCUGCAUAA
Molecule: messenger RNA, 888 nt
Organism: Lachnellula hyalina
Lineage: Eukaryota; Fungi; Ascomycota; Leotiomycetes; Helotiales; Lachnaceae
Product: D-arabinitol 2-dehydrogenase [ribulose-forming]
Exons: 3
Coding region: 1-888 (295 amino acids)
Cellular component (GO): intracellular anatomical structure
Molecular function (GO): oxidoreductase activity, acting on NAD(P)H, oxygen as acceptor
Source: RefSeq, a predicted model, not a curated record